AUGGAGGAUAACCCAGGAAAACUAAUAAAUCUGGCUUCCGUUAUGAUCUUCGAUUAUCGUUUACCCACUAUCAGACAUUGCAACACAGUGUUAUCUUGGUCAGACACUACAACACAGUAUUAUCUUGGAUCGUCAGUCUCUCAGGGCCUUGAGCUCAUAGAGGGAAUUGUUGACACGGGAGAGUGGGACUGUAGUAGAGACUUGACAAGUGAAACUACGUCCCAGGUCUUUGACGUGAAGCUGAAGACAGAAAAUGAGGAGGAAAUCCGACUGGCGCAUUCUCCACACCUUGGUGUCACAGUAACACAAUCAGCAGAACUUAGUUACGGAAGCAAUUUAGAGCCAAACGACAAAAACUCCAGAGAGCUGAGCCUUGAAGAGUCUGAUGGACUAACUCGCAGCAGCAGUGAACCUCGCCAUCGAAGAUCAAAGAGAACAAUUAAAAAGUCCUCAGGUGGGAGACGACAGAGUCGGAGACGUAGUAACUCCAGAUCUAUGGGUAAGCGUCGAUCCAGCCGAAAGCGAGGAGGACGGAGGAUGAUGUCUUACCCACAAAUGCAGCAAAGAAGCCGUGGGAAAUUUAAGAAGUUUCAACAGAUGUUUUCUGUUCAGCAGCCGCGGAGCUACAGUCGUCAGAGAGUUUCAAAGAAACCACAGAUGUAUAGGCAAGUUAUGAGACAGCCACAGAUGUACAGACAAGUUAUGAGACAGCCACAGAUGUAUAGACAAGUUAUGAGACAGCCACAGAUGAGUUACAACCAGGGAGCACAGUCCAGACCACAACAGACAUAUUAUGGACAUCAACAAAUGUAUGGUAGUCAGCAGGGUCAACAUUUUGGGAGGUUUAUGAAAAUGAUGCAGGUCUGGUAAUAGUUUCUCGGGAUAAUAAUGAACCAACCCAUCCCCUAACUCCCAGAGUACAGUGGCGGCGUCAAUGAAAAGUUCAGGGUGGAUGAAGCCCCCUAAGCCUCCUUCGCCCCUCUUAGGCACCCAUAAAUCACCCAAGUAUUGAAGGUCUGGAGACGCACCUGUAUAAGCGUAUGGAGACGAAUGGUUUUUGGGAACUGACGAGCUGUUGGAGAGUGAACAGGUUAAUAUUUCGUGAAGGGAUACAAGGAAACUGGCUUGCUGGACUUGAGUCCUGGAAGUGGGAAGUACAAUGCCUGCACUUUAAAUUAGGGGGGUUGGGAUAUUGGAUGUUUGAAGCGACAUCUAAAUUGUCGUAUCUGAGCGUCUCUGCAAAGACAGUGAUUGUGUGAAUGAUGGUGAAAGUGUUUUUCCUCUCUGAGUCACCCUGCCUCGGUGGGAGACGGCUGACGUGUUGAAAAUAUAUAUUUAUAAAUAAGAUUUUUUUUUUGUGGGCUCAUAAAUGGAAAUUGAAGACAUAGAUGAGCCACAGAGGUUUAGGGCAAUGCUUUGUCUGACAUAAAUGAACGCAAUGAGUUAGAUAAAGUGGUGAAAGACAACACUGCAGUUUCAAUCGUUUGAUAGGUAGGGUCUAAGAGACCCGGAAUCAAUUAUGACUUCGAUUUUAGUUUGAGGCGGGGUCAGGAGCCGAGACUCGACCCCCUCCCCACACACACAAACUCGGUGAAUACGUACACACACACACACAGCAACCGUUUGAAGAGGCGGGGCCAGGAGCUAGGACUCGACCCCUGCAACCACAAAUAGGUGAGUACACACACACUCGGGCUUACAGAGGACCAUUUAGGAUAAUGAGAAACUUGGCAUCGGUAGGCAACGAAUUUACUAUACAAGGAAACAAUGCUUAGAGUAACACAAAUAGGCAAACAUAACCUUCCGUUGGAGCUUAGCUCUUACACCCAUCAGCAUUUUAAAAGAGGUGUCUUAAUGCUGAAGGACUCUUGAUCCAGGGCAAUGGAGCUACCUUCCCUUUGAUCAAUAUUAAUUGCCUCACAUUCCCAAGGCGCUGCAUAAUCCCCAUGAACAUAAUAAUAAUUGUUACACCUCUCAGCUUGAAGUACAUCACUUUGAUUAUACUGAAAUGUUUGGUGCUAAGAGUGUGAUGGAAACUUGUAAACGAUUCACCCAUUAUCAUCCAUUACAUUUUAAUGUAAUUAUUUUCUUAUAACCCAGUGAAAAGCACAUGUGUAUAAAAUACCUUCAUGAAUGAAAGCUUCGCAUGUAUGGAUUAAAUUGUAUUUUACAACGUUGAUUAGGAAGGAUGUAGGUGAAGAAUAUAACAGAGGAUUUACAACAGUGAGGAGAUUCACUAUUUUUUACCGUCAGAUUACAUUGGUAAUAUUUUGCCAUGACCACCACUGUUAUAGCUUACAGUGAAAAUUGAGGUGAUACUAGACACAUCGCUUGAGAAUCAACUUAAACUGUAACAUUCUUAAAUUAACCUUUCAAUACUGUACACAAAUUAUUACAGGUCGUUCUGUUUGUUAGUAGCAAAACUCGUAUUUCUGAGUGGAACCUAUAUAUAGACAACGUUUAAGUCCAUUCUAGAUCCUUAUUUAGUUACACGUGUAACUCCGAAACAUUCUAAA
Molecule: messenger RNA, 2516 nt
Organism: Cherax quadricarinatus
Lineage: Eukaryota; Metazoa; Arthropoda; Malacostraca; Decapoda; Parastacidae
Source: RefSeq, a predicted model, not a curated record